Humulus lupulus (European hop) is the source of this 2681-nucleotide messenger RNA. RefSeq names its product probable inactive receptor kinase At1g48480. The transcript is spliced from 2 exons. NCBI's taxonomy places the organism in Eukaryota, Viridiplantae, Streptophyta, Magnoliopsida, Rosales, Cannabaceae. Gene Ontology annotation, molecular function: protein kinase activity; ATP binding; protein binding. The record is from RefSeq and is a predicted model, not a curated record. Bases 299 to 2269 code for a protein of 656 amino acids. Gene Ontology annotation, biological process: protein phosphorylation.
UCUUAUCUCUGUACAGCUAGGGUUUCUUUUAGUACUCUCUCUCUUCUCACAGUCACAGCCUGGACUCUCUCUCUCUCUCUCCUCUCUCUUCUCGAAUCCAGAGAGAGAAAGGAACAAAAUGCAGGUUACCCAAUACUCUCUAUAUCUCUUUACACACAUCUCUCUCGCCAUUUGAGCCUCAAAUCAAGCAAUGCCUGGAGUUUGAAGAUAUACAUACAAAACCCAUUUAACGCCAUUGUUGGAAACGAUAAAUAGUUCUGAAAGUCUUGUCUUGGCUUUGGUUUGGUUUCGAGCUGGAAUGGAGCCUCUAAGGCUUCCCAUUUUGGUUUUUCUGUCGCUUCUUCUUCUUCCUCUUGCUAAACCAGAUCUGGGUUCUGACCGAGGUGCUCUCCUGGCUCUUCGCUCGGCCGUGGGUGGCAGAACUCUUCUGUGGAAUGUGACCCUUCAGAGUCCUUGCUCGUGGGCUGGAGUCAAAUGCGAGAACAACCGAGUUGUGGUUCUCCGGCUUCCCGGAGUUGCUCUCUCCGGUGCUCUGCCCAAUGGGAUUUUCGGGAAUUUGACAGCUCUGAGAACUCUCAGUCUCCGACUCAACGCUCUCAAGGGUGCUCUCCCUUCAGAUCUCGCUUCCUGUGCAAAUCUCCGAAACCUUUACCUUCAAGGUAACUUUUUCUCUGGCGAAAUCCCCGAGUUUCUGCUUACUCUGCGUGACCUCGUUCGCCUCAACUUGGCUUCCAACAACUUCUCCGGCGAGAUCCCGGUGGGCUUCAACAGUCUGACCCGGUUGAGGACUUUGUACGUGGAGAACAACCAGUUUUCCGGGUCGAUUCCGGAGCUGAAGCUUCCCAACUUGGAGCAGUUCAAUGUCUCCAACAAUUUGCUAAACGGGUCGAUUCCGGCCAAGCUUCGGACCUUCAAGUCGGAUUCGUUUCUGGGAAACACUCUCUGCGGCGGUCCUCUUGGUCUCUGCCCUGGAGACAACGCUUCAUUACCGAACGGGCCCCAAGUCAACAUUGAUGGGAAUGGCCAUAAGAGAAAGUUGUCCGGUGGAGUCAUUGCCGGGAUCGUGAUCGGUUGCGUGGUGGCUGCGUUGGUGAUUCUCGUGCUCUUGAUCUUCCUGUGCCGUAAGAGUAGCCAGAAGAGGAGCUCCGUCGACGUGGCAGCAUUGAAGCAUGCGGAGUCCGAGAUUCCGCGCGAUAAACCGCCGUCUGCCGAUGCUGAAAAUGGCGGUUACAACAACGGUUACUCGGUGGCUGCCGCAGCAGCAGCUGCAAUGACGCCUGCUAAUGGCAACAAGAGUGAACCCAACAACAGCAACACCGCUUCUGGGGCUAAGAAGUUGGUGUUCUUCGGUAAUGCGGCGAGAGUGUUUGAUUUGGAGGAUCUGUUGAGAGCUUCGGCGGAGGUUUUGGGCAAAGGUACAUUUGGUACGGCUUACAAGGCUGUGUUAGAGGCUGGAACAGUGGUGGCUGUGAAGAGGCUUAAGGAUGUGACCAUAACAGAUAAGGAGUUUAGAGAAAAGAUUGAGUCUGUUGGAGCUAUGGAUCAUGAGAAUUUGGUACCUCUUAGAGCUUACUAUUACAGCAGAGAUGAAAAGCUUCUUGUCUAUGAUUACAUGCCAAUGGGAAGCUUAUCUGCACUUUUGCAUGGAAACAAAGGAGCAGGAAGAACUCCAUUGAAUUGGGAAAUCCGAUCAGGCAUUGCCCUCGGCGCUGCUCGAGGCAUCCAAUACUUGCACUCACAAGGCCCUAAUGUCUCCCAUGGAAACAUCAAGUCCUCAAACAUCCUCCUCACCAAAUCCUACAAUGGCAGAGUCUCGGAUUUCGGCCUAGCACACCUUGUUGGCCCUUCCUCCACACCAAACCGCGUUGCUGGCUACCGAGCACCCGAGGUCACAGACCCGAAAAAGGUGUCCCAAAAGGCUGAUGUCUACAGCUUUGGUGUCCUGCUCUUGGAGAUCUUAACAGGGAAGCCUCCAACUCAUGCCUUGUUGAAUGAGGAAGGAGUUGACCUCCCUAGAUGGGUUCAAUCCAUAGUGAAAGAAGAGUGGACUGCCGAGGUUUUCGAUAUCGAGCUCCUUAGGUACCAAAACGUUGAGGAAGAGAUGGUUCAACUCUUGCAGCUUGCUAUAGAUUGUGCAGAGCAAUAUCCUGAUAGACGCCCCACAAUGUCUGAAGUGACAAGUCGUAUUGAGGAUCUAUGUCGUUCGACCAUAAAAGAUGAACCUCAGCCUGAUCUUGUCAAAGAAGCAUCUGAUAUGUCCUAUCGGUAAAAGCACAAAUGGGGGGGCCAUGGCCAUGGCCAAGGCCAAGCCAAGCCAGAAACCAACAACAAAACCAUCUUCUUUUUUCUCUUUCCCCAUUGUAUGGCUUUUGUAGAAUUACGACAAACUUUGCUUUGUUAUAGCCAUAUAUUUGCGUGUUAUUUUUCAGCUGUAUGUUUAAUCUUGGGCAUAAAAUCUUUUUUUCUUCUUCUAUUUUUUGUUAAUUAGGAGCCAAAACUCUAAAUAUUUUUUUCUUCUUUUUAAAAAAAAAAUUCCCAUUGUAAUGUUUUUUUUUUUAAUUUUCUAUCUUUGUUAUAAAUAUACAUUGGGGUGGAUAUCUGUUCCAUUUGAUCUUGUUGUUGGUUGUGGAUGAUAAUGGUGGUUGCUCUGUAAUUAUUUACUUUUGAGUUCUUUGCUUUUU